Episyrphus balteatus (marmalade hoverfly) is the source of this 1265-nucleotide messenger RNA. RefSeq lists its product as uncharacterized. NCBI's taxonomy places the organism in Eukaryota, Metazoa, Arthropoda, Insecta, Diptera, Syrphidae. The record is from RefSeq and is a predicted model, not a curated record. The coding region runs from base 81 to 890 and encodes 269 amino acids. The transcript has 5 exons.
AACCUUGUCAAGAAGUAAAAAGCAACUUGUUACAUAAAUUUGUAACAAAAGAACCACCUGUCAGACGAUAAGAAGAAAAAAUGGCCUUAUUGAAUAUCCUGUGGGCCAUUAUAAUUAUUUUAGCUUGUUGGAGCAGCGAUAGUUUAAUGGGCCUUGUUGCGGCUGGCCCUUCUCCACAAACAGCCUUCGGAAUGUCAGCCCGUCAUGGUAACUCGAUGAUGAUUGGCGGUGGUAGUGGAGAUGUUGGCGGUGGAAUGGGUACAGCUGGUGGCGGAGGAUUAUCUAUACCAGGAAGUGUAUCAUAUCAACCACAUGAUUCAGAAGAGCUGGAAAAGGCAGUCUAUGAUCCGGGUGAUGAACUUCUACAUGCCCUGAAUUCUGAAGCAGCUGCACUAGUUGCGUCCUCUGGAAAUGAUGAAGUCGAUUCCGAUGAUGAUUAUAUCGACAAAGUUAUCAACGACUUGGCCAUGCCAGAUAAAUUUGAAUUACUCAGAAAGCUUGAUGAGGAUAUAAAAGAGGAACAGGAUAUUGUUAGCAAAUCGGCUUUGCUGAUGAAAUUUUUAGAGGAUCCAACAAUCGAAACGUUACCAGUGGUUUAUGUUGAAGAAAAUCCAGGUGUGGACAGUAGCAAUUUAUACCCGCUCAUAACUGGCAUGGAGAAAAGGUCAAGGUAUUAUCGAAGAUAUCCAUGGAAACGCCAUAGCCGAAAUCGAGGAAGCAACUAUGAACCAGAAAUACGUUAUGCCUGUACACCAAGCAAAGAAGAUGUCUUCAAGCUACUUGUUGGCUUACAUGAGAAUCGUAAUGGAAAUCAACACAAGACUGUUCAUUUCUGCAAUCGUAAACGCCCUGCCAAGGCAAUAUUUACAAAUAUUCGAUUCUUGGGUUAAGUUAAAGGCUUUAAGGCAAGCAGAAACAGUUCACAUAAUGACGACAAUCGCUCACUUGAAAUCGAACAGAACUUACCCAUGAUUUUUUCAUUAGACAAAGCCAAAACCACAACCAAAAUGAAACAAAAAACCAAAGAUCACCAAAUAAUGGGACUGAAACAAGAAAAAGAAAAUUUUUACAAAACUUUUAAUUUUCCUUAAAAAGCAAGAAAGCUAAUUUUCUAAAUUUCCAUCAUUUCAACUUUCAUAAUGUAAAUUUAACUUUCUCAGAAAUAUUAAAAACAAAAAAUAUUUAUUUUGGAAAUAAAUGCAGUAUUGUUACCCUUCAUAUGGCAACUUAAAAAAAAUUUAUAUAAAUGUAAAACUAAACUAAAC